This is a messenger RNA of Diatraea saccharalis (sugarcane borer), 2386 nucleotides long. The record is from the annotation of a GenBank genome assembly. NCBI's taxonomy places the organism in Eukaryota, Metazoa, Arthropoda, Insecta, Lepidoptera, Crambidae.
ACACUCUGAGCGAAGAAGGAAAUUCUUGUUGGUGUAGUAAUAGAUGUCCUAUUGAUCUUUUGUAUUCGUUAUUAGGUAUUUAAAAAGUAAUUCUAAACUGUAUAAACUUUAAUACUUCUAUAAUCUCUUAAAUAUGGAGUGGAUGGUGCCUGUGAACGAGAUGCUCAAGGAUGACAUCACAAAAUUAAACUACACUUUGAUACCCCCUGGAUUCCAAGGCGAUGUUCGAAGUGUGAGGAUUAUGCAAGAGAGCCUCUCCAAACUGAUCGACAUGCUAGGCGAGCAGUCGGCAGCGGCGCAAGGGCUCAACAAAGUAAUAACCACUGCUGAGAAGCUGCGGAACUCACCCACGCACAUACUCUAUCUACUGAAAGAUCCUACAGCAAAGAAGGGUAAGGGUGAAGUGAUAGGUCUACUGAAGGUCGGCCGCAAGCAUUUGUUCCUGUUCGACUCGCAGGACAAGGUGUGCGAGGUGGAGCCUCUCUGUGUUCUAGACUUCUUCGUGCUGAGCGACCGCCAGCGGCACGGGUACGGACGCCUGCUCUUCGAUCACAUGCUGCAGGAUAUGGAGACUAGUGCUCAGAAGUUGGCGAUAGACGGUCCUUCGCCGAAGAUGGAGCAGUUCCUGUCCAAGAACUACGGUUUGGAGAAGUUGGUGCGACAGAGCAACAACUUUGCCGUCUCACCCAGCUUCUUCAACAAGACAGGAGAAAUAAGUAAGUCGGGGCGAACCACCCCCGUGCUUACGCCAGCGGUCGGCAGGUUCGCAGCACCAAAACCACCUUCUGCCAUUGCUAACGUAAUACAUGGUGGCGGCGGCGGAUAUUACGAGUCUAACAAUGGGAGGGUUUCGGGAAGGGCGACGCCCGACGCUGAUGUCACGCUAACUGAGAAACGAUCGUCAGAGAAUCACUGCCUGCAGAAGCAGACAGAGAAGCCGGCACAGAAGAACCCUACUCCAGAUGCGAUGUUGGAAGUGUCCAUUCCAGAGUUGCAGAGGAAGUUGGAGAAGUUGGAAGUGGAUGUUAGGCCGACGGAACGGCCUUCCAGUUUGAAAGUGGGACCCCCUCCCGCCGCGAUUGCCACCCCCUCGCCCGCGGGCUCGGCCAUCUCGCGCCGCGACUCGCAACUAACGGAGCGCGGCUUCUUCGACGUCAAAUUCUACCAUAACAAACUCUGGUAGAUUGCUCAAUGGGGUUGCCAGUUUUGUACUACUUUUAUAAUGUGAAGCUUCUUCUAUCUGUCUGUAUAAAUUCCAGUAUUUGCAUUUUGCUGUUCGUGAACUUUGAAAACUGAAUCAUGUGUUGACUAAAAUUUUUAGUGUCAGCUAUAGCGAAGCGUAAAAGCCAGCCACGCUUUAGCUUGUUUAGCGAUCGGAGAAAAUUUAAUCGCUUUAUUUUCAAAUUAACUUAAACACUUUUGGAAACUUCGCCCAUAGCUUUCUUCGAAUCAGAAAAAUUGUUGAAAAUAGAUCAACAGCCUAAAAUGAAGCUGCCAACUAAACUAUAUAUUUUCCCAACUGGCAACCCUGAACGGACGGUGUAGAACAUUAAACGUAGACGUCCUUUAGUUUGAAACAUAAUUGGGUUUUGAAACAAAACAAAUAAACGUCGGCAGCUCGAACACGCUCACUUCAAUUAGAUUUUCGGAGGCCUAUAAUGUAUCUCGGAAAUCAACAUUUCUUAAUAGUAUUGCAAGUCUAAUUAUAUUUUACAUUUAAUAUUUGUGCAAUAGAUGUAGUGUAUAACACUGAUAUGCCAAUAGUUCACAACGGUAUGAUUUUAAAGAACCUCUCGUACUCGUAUGAAACUAGUCGAUAGCUUCGGACAUACAGAGUAGGCGGUUAUUGGAAAAUGUAUAAUUAGAUUUAUUACUUUUCUUUUUUCUUUACGUGGCUUUCUUUCAUGUUUGCAUAUUACAUAUUAAACUGACAAUUCUUAUUUUAUUUCUAUUUACUUAUAAAAAUCAGUACUACGAUAACACAUUAAAUUUUUAAUUUACAAUGAAUAUCCUAUGUCGUCGCUUAGUAUAUUAGAUUAACAUCGAUACUGCUAUCUAAGCGACAAUGAUGAUAGUACUCUAUAAAGUAACAGAAAAUGUCAGAUGUCCAGUUUUCGUUUAAUAUAUAUUGUUAUGUACAGUCUGUUAAGUUAUAAAUCUAAUUACAUUUUACUUAUUUCUGGUAUAGUAACAUGCCUUACGCUGUGGUAACUAGAGGUUCCACGUUGCACAAUGUAAUUCUAAAUAAUCUUUCCAUCACAUACUUAUUGAACUGGCUCAAUGACUUUCUAAUAUACGUGACUUAAUUUAAAGUUUGCCCGACUGAUUCUAAUGGCUUUCCAUUCUGUAUUACAGUUUAUUUGUAUCGAUAUUUAAUUUAAAAGGU